Fusarium venenatum is the source of this 201-nucleotide messenger RNA. Lineage: Eukaryota; Fungi; Ascomycota; Sordariomycetes; Hypocreales; Nectriaceae. The record is from RefSeq and is a predicted model, not a curated record.
AUGUGCGACAUGACUGGAAUGAAUCAUGGCACUCUUCUAUGUUCUGGAAAGGAUAGUAAACACGAGCCAGAACUCGCCAGCCCCUUGAGUCAGAUUACACGAGAAACCGCCAUUCACCCAUACGAGGGUGGCCGGGUCUAUAUUCAAAUUUCCACGAACGGCGCAAUGAAUCGACAAGAUUCCAACCUCCAUAUCUCUUAA